This is a messenger RNA of Carassius gibelio (silver crucian carp), 1553 nucleotides long. Its product is annotated as paired mesoderm homeobox protein 2B-like. Bases 879 to 1259 code for a protein of 126 amino acids. Gene Ontology annotation, biological process: regulation of transcription by RNA polymerase II. The record is from RefSeq and is a predicted model, not a curated record. Gene Ontology annotation, molecular function: RNA polymerase II transcription regulatory region sequence-specific DNA binding; DNA-binding transcription factor activity, RNA polymerase II-specific. The transcript is spliced from 3 exons. NCBI's taxonomy places the organism in Eukaryota, Metazoa, Chordata, Actinopteri, Cypriniformes, Cyprinidae.
GCUAACAUGCAUGGACUAAAAGACAUGCAAUUGUGAUUUUCAUCAUUGCAUAUGCAGCAACUUUAAUAAACGUGUAAUUCUAGAGCUGACCGCUUGAUGUCGCUGUCGUCUAAAGAAGAGUCACUAGGUGCUGCAUGAACAGCUGCUGUUCUCUCACACACAUCUGUGCACUACAAACAGUUAAUGAAGGGUUGUCAUAAUUUACAUUAAAUGCUUUUUUAAUAAACUCAAGAAUAAGUUGUGAUGAUUGCUACGAUGUGUUUAGUAACCAAUCCCAAUAGUGCUGAUAGAACAAACCUUGCUACAACUGCGUUACACAAUAUAUAAACAGAAAUCUCAGAUCUUUAGUGUUUUGGAUAGAGAUGAAAAAUGUGCACCAGUUCAUGAUGAUGUCAAGGAUUUAUGACUGAGGAGGUUUGUUACACAGUAAACCUGUCGCUCCUCCUAUAAAUGCUUCAGUCAUAUCAACACACACAGACUGACUAUUACACAAGUCGAUAGUAUCCUGAACUUCUGAGACACCGGUGAAGAUUCAAAGACAAUGCAAUUAGAUGAUGUGGAGUUAGAAAAAUAUGUGGAGACGUCAUCCCGUGAGAGCAGGACGGCCACAGACACCCCAAAACUUCUGUCACACUCUAUUGAAGAAAUACUGAAGAAACCUGUCAACAAGACACUUAAAACAUCUGGAUGCACACAGACCAAGAUAAAGACGGAUGCUCCUAAAAUCACUCCAUACACAGGUGUGUUCUUUUUUGUAUUUUUGAAUAGGUUUUGCAGCUUGUGUAUUGAUCGAGUUAAGAAAAAGACACUCUUUCUUAUCUUUUGGACCGACUUGAAUGUAUUUCCUGAAGUUAUGAGAUCUACUGUAUCAUAUUCUGAUGGUAGCUCGAGGGUCCGGUCGCAGACGGGUGAGGACCACGUUCACCGUGAUCCAGCUGGAGGAGCUGGAGAGAGUUUUUCAGGAAACACACUAUCCUGACGUUCACACCAGAGACCAGCUCGCCUGUCGAACGCAGCUGUCUGAGGGAAGAGUUCAGAUCUGGUUCCAGAACCGGCGGGCGAAGUGGAGACGCAGUGAAGCUAAAGCAGCACACACACCUCUGACAGUGCUGAGAGAUGCAGAACACACUCACCUCCAGACUCCUGCCCUCUGUGUUCACUACCUGAGUUUUCACCAGAAGCUCUGGCUGCCGGAGUCAAUCUGUCCUCGCAUUGGUUCUCCUGAACUCGUCACACUUCAACACGGUUCAUACUUCUGACCUCAUCACCUUCAUGGGCCACUGCCAAACAGACAUUUUCACAAGAUCAAGGAUCCUUUCUGUGAAUAAAAGGACAUAUCGUGUCUUGUUUUAUAUCGACUGUUAACAGCUUUUCCCUCAUGUGCUUUGUAUUUAAGAACUUCCUUCUUUUUUAUUCUAAAACAGAACUCGUACGUGAAGUGAUGACCAUGUUGCAAGCUGUAAUUCAAUUUCCUUAUCUCAUCACAAUAAAACCCUGAUAAAACAGUAAGUGAAUGCAAUCAUUUGUGACACAGCACUCACUGACUAAACCGA